AAUUAAUGCACAUCCUGAAAAGAAAUUAGAAGGAAUACUAAAACAAGAAUCACUCUUUUUGAAUGCUAAAUAAAUGAUUAAACAGUUGAGUAUGAAACAUUUGUCUAUUAUUCAAUAGAGAAAGACAUUCAAGGGUUACCAAGUAUGGAUUAUCAAGAAAGCUCAAUCAAUCUUUAUAAUUACAUUUUCAAUCAUAAACCUAAGCAUUCAAACAUGUAAAUUAUUACUGCUCAUCCUCUAAAUAAGAAAGCUAGAACCUUUUCAUUUGAUCUUUAAAAACAGUCACCUUUUGAUAUAAAAUAUAAACAAUUACGUUUUGGAAGCAGAUAAGGGACAAGAAUACAUAUUAAAAAACAACAAUAAAUUAGAAGGAGAAGUUGUCAUUGUACUAAUUGUGGAUAAGAUAAUACAAAAAUUAUACAUCUCAUGUAUAAAGGUGCUAUUCGGCAUCACUAAGUAGAAUAUGCAAAUCAAUUAAAGAAAAAAUAACAGUUUAUAGAUGAUGCACUUCACUUUUGUAAUUUUAAACUCUAUUUUAUUUCCUAGCUAAGAAACUCACUAGAAAGAUUAAUCUCUAUAAAUCUAUGAUCUCUUUAAAUAACAUUAACUUCAAAAAACGUUGUAAUUCAUGUGACACGCAUAUACCUUAUGAAUAACUCAUGUAAGUCAAAUAAAUUAAUUAAUAACUUUUUCAAAGAAAAGACACUCAAACAAAAACUUAAUUGAGACAGGCUUUCUUAAUUAAAAGACAAUAAACAAUUAAUGAUAAAUUUCUUCUUAUCCCCAUUUAAACCCUAAGAACAGUAUAAGAACCUUAAAUUCAAGUUAAAUCCAUCCCUACUUAACCCACAAAUUCACCUUCAAAAUCAUCUAAAUAAAAAUUAAUCAAUAAAACUUUUGUUCCUGUUACUAGAUCUAUACUUCCUCAACUUACUCCCACUUCCUAAUUUACUAUUUCUAGUACUAAAUCAAUCGAUUAUUAAUUGAAAUAUUAACUCAAAUAAUCUUUUAAAUAAUUACAACCAUCAACUUUAGUAUCCAAAAAGAAUUCACUUUCUAAUCUUACUAAUCCAUAUCGGAAUAUUUCUUAAUUAGACUAUUUAAUUAAAGUAAGAAAAAGAAAGACAUAAAACUAUUGA
Molecule: messenger RNA, 1139 nt
Organism: Paramecium sonneborni
Lineage: Eukaryota; Ciliophora; Oligohymenophorea; Peniculida; Parameciidae
Source: the annotation of a GenBank genome assembly